GUUCUGAAUGGCAAAAGGCCAGUCUCAUAGUACGGGAGACACUCUGGAAAUGAGGGGACCGUAGAGGACCGGAGAGACCAGCGCACUCGUCCGCUCAUCCUUUCCUCCAUCCCUUCACCGUUUCAUCCGUCCAUCCUCUCCUUCCUUCCAGCUGCCGGUAGAGCAUGCAGAAUAUAAGACAAGCAGCCACGGACGCCUUCAGCCGGCUGGGUCUGAAGCAGAAGCACCUGGGAUAUGAAGAGUUGGCUGAUGGGGGGUAUGGCGACACUCCUCAGCCCCACUGGUUCCACACGCUGCAGGUGAGAAGGCUGAGGGUCCACAGGGGACGCAGCAACAGCGACCCACUCGGAGGCAAGAGCUUCCAGCAGGAGUUCCAAUGGAACACCGGUCUCCAGUUUGGCACGGCCACCUCCUACCUGAACCUGGAGAAGCUGGGGGAGGGCACCUACGCUACCGUCUACAAGGGGAUCAGCAGGAUAAAUGGGCACUUGGUGGCUCUGAAAGUGAUCCGUAUGAAAACAGAAGAGGGAGUCCCUUUCACCGCCAUCAGAGAAGCUUCCCUGCUGAAAGGACUGAAGCACGCCAACAUAGUUUUACUCCACGACAUCAUCCACACGCGAGAGUCACUCACAUUCGUCUUUGAGUAUGUGCAAACAGAUUUGGCCCAGUACAUGACGCAGCACCCGGGAGGCCUGAACCCGUAUAACGUGAGGAUCUUCAUGUUCCAGCUGCUACGGGGUCUGUCCUAUAUCCACGGCCACCGGAUACUACACAGAGACCUCAAGCCACAGAACCUGCUCAUCAGCUACCUGGGGGAACUCAAACUGGCAGACUUCGGCCUGGCACGUUCGAAGUCCAUCCCGUGUCAGACGUAUUCCGCAGAGGUCGUGACCUUGUGGUACCGCCCCCCAGACGUCCUGCUGGGCUCUACGGACUACUCAACAGCACUGGACAUGUGGGGUGCUGGGUGCAUUUUCAUCGAGAUGCUGCAGGGGGCGCCAGCAUUUCCUGGAGUGGCCGAUGUCUUUGAGCAGCUCCAGAAGAUCUGGGCAGUUCUGGGUGUGCCUACAGAGGAGACCUGGCCAGGGGUGAGCCAGCUGCCCAACUAUAAACCAGAAUGGUUUCUGCCCUGCAAGCCCAGGCAAUUCCGAGAUGUUUGGAAAAGGUUAUCGCAGCUGCCCUUUAAGACUGAGGACCUGGCCAUGCAGCUGCUACUUGCUAUCCCCAGAGACCGCAUCUCCGCCCCACACGCACUGAAGCACGCCUACUUUAACACACUACCUGCACCACUCAUGCAGCUCCGAGACACGGUGUCCGUGUUCAAGGUGCCUGGUGUGAGACUGGAGGCGGAGCCCAGAGACAUCUUCAGCCCCACCAGACGCCUCAAGACCUCACUAGUACCACUGGCCAAGUGCUGGUGA
Molecule: messenger RNA, 1421 nt
Organism: Engraulis encrasicolus (European anchovy)
Lineage: Eukaryota; Metazoa; Chordata; Actinopteri; Clupeiformes; Engraulidae
Gene: cdk15
Product: cyclin-dependent kinase 15
Exons: 15
Coding region: 165-1421 (418 amino acids)
Biological process (GO): protein phosphorylation
Cellular component (GO): nucleus; cytoplasm; cytosol
Molecular function (GO): cyclin binding; ATP binding; cyclin-dependent protein serine/threonine kinase activity
Source: RefSeq, a predicted model, not a curated record